Molecule: messenger RNA, 1276 nt
Organism: Orussus abietinus
Lineage: Eukaryota; Metazoa; Arthropoda; Insecta; Hymenoptera; Orussidae
Product: trypsin-1-like
Exons: 2
Coding region: 61-840 (259 amino acids)
Biological process (GO): proteolysis
Molecular function (GO): serine-type endopeptidase activity
Source: RefSeq, a predicted model, not a curated record
AUUGCGAUAACGAUUACCUAUAUAUUGAUCGGUGUACUAGACUUAUGUACUUUUUUCAAGAUGUUGCGAACCGUCGUUGCAGUGCUGAUUCUUGCUGCUGUCGCUGAUCGGGGCCAUUCUGCUGAUGGUCCAGUGAAACCGAUCCCGGAAGUGGUACCAGAACGAAUAAUCGGGGGAUCCACAUCCAACAUCAUCCCUUAUCAGCUCAGUCUGCGCAGUUACAACACCCACACCUGUGGAGCAGUGAUCAUUUCAGCAUACUGGGCCGUCACAUCAGCACACUGCACAGCAGGGGGGACGAUUUCAUCCCUAACUUUGCUGGCUGGAACAACGAAUCGUCUCUCAGGGGGUGCACUUUACAGGAUAUCCAGGAUAGUGAACCAUCCUCUUUUCGACCAAAGGACUCACAACAAUGACAUAGCCUUGUUGAAAGUUAGCGUCCCCUUCAACUUCAACGAUCUGGUGCAUCCCAUUCCCUUAGCCUACAGCGGCCAGACUCCAACAACAGGCUCAGCUGCAAUGGUUUCUGGAUGGGGAUCUUUUUCAACGAACAGCCCUGCACUCUCAACCUACUUGCAGUCAGUGGUGAUCCCUGUUAUCGAUAACAGCACCUGCAACAAGUUGCUCAAUGGAAGGAUCACUGCCAACAUGUUGUGUGCUGGGCCACUGACAGGGGGGAAAGAUGCAUGUGCAGGGGAUGGAGGAGGUCCUUUGGUGGUCAAUGGGUUCCUUCAUGGAAUUGUGUCCUGGGGAGUUGGAUGCGCGCAGAGGAACAGUCCUGGGGUAUAUACCAAUGUUUCUGCACUGCGCUUGUGGAUUGCCUCAGUUACUGGAGUUUAAUUUUCAUAAAAGUGUAUAACAUCGUGUUAAAAAAUUACAAAUUCAUUCCGAAUUUUAUAAUAAAUGUCUUAAUUCACUAUUAAGACAUUAGAUUAUAUAUAAAAUGUAAUUAUAAUUUUACACCCGAGGACAUUCUGUUGUACAAUUCUUAUUCACAAAUCCAUAAGUUAUUUGUAGGUACGCUAACUGGUACGCUAAAUGGUUUCUCAAAAAAUGAGUUGAUUUAAUUUUUUUUUUUAAGUGCACUAGCAUUGCCCCGAUCCUGGAAAGAAUGGAAUUUUUUUAUCGAAUAGCAGUGUUGCGUUGUUAAAAAUACAAAUUAGCUGGAAUAAAGUGGGGAAUGGACUGACGAGUUGUUCAAUAAAAUUCGGCAUUUAUUUUGCAAGAGAAACUGUACAUCUUUUUGCAUAAUAUAUGCUCUUUCAGAGCGACACUA